GCUGGCGGGGGGGGGGGACUUUUGUUGUGUCCUGUCGCCCGAUGUCUCAGGCAACACGCAAGUAUGAACAGAGGACGGCAACCGGUGAGACCAAGAAAUGUCCUCUAUGGGGAGGCGAAGGACAGCUCCGCGGCUCCCAGGAGUCCGCAGGGCGCAACGUCAUCAGCGCGCGCCCGGAGCCGGAAGUGGUGGCCGCCGUCGCGCACAGCGAAGACACGUGUGGACCUCCGGAGCCGGCGUGAGGUCCCUGACCCUUGGCAGACAUUAACACCAUGAGCUUUGUCGCAUAUGAAGAGCUGGUCAAGGAGGGUGACACGGCCAUCUUGUCACUGGGUCAUGGUUCGAUGGUGGCAGUGCGCGUGCAGCGUGGUGCGCAGACUCAGACCCGGCAUGGCGUCCUGCGGCACUCAGUAGACCUCAUUGGCCGCCCCUUCGGCUCCAAGGUGAUCUGCAGCCGAGGUGGCUGGGUGUAUGUGCUGCACCCCACACCUGAGCUCUGGACGCUGAACUUACCGCACCGCACACAAAUCCUCUACUCGACCGACAUUGCCUUGCUCACCAUGAUGCUGGAGCUUCGGCCUGGCUCUGUGGUCUGUGAGUCUGGCACUGGCAGUGGCUCCGUGUCCCAUGCCAUCAUCCGAAGCAUUGCCCCCACGGGCCAUCUGCACACAGUGGAGUUCCACCAGCAGCGGGCAGACAAGGCCCGAGAGGAAUUUCAGGAGCACCGCGUGGGCCGUUGGGUGACUGUUCACACCCAGGAUGUGUGCCACAGCGGAUUCGGUGUGAGGCAUGUGGCCGACGCCAUCUUCCUGGACAUCCCGUCACCCUGGGAGGCUGUGGGACACGCCUGGGAUGCCCUCAAGGUUGAAGGUGGGCGCUUCUGCUCCUUCUCACCGUGCAUCGAGCAGGUGCAGCGCACAUGCCAGGCACUGGCAGCCCGAGGCUUCACGGAGCUGAGUACCCUGGAGGUGUUGCCACAGGUCUACAACGUGCGCACCAUCAGCCUGCCCCUGCCUGACCUGGGGGCCAGUGUGGGUACCCCUGCCGGCCAGGAUGCCAGCCCCUUCCGCAGUGGCAUGCCCAUGAAGGAGACGGUGGGCCACACAGGCUACCUGACCUUCGCCACCAAGACCCCCGGCUAGCAGGCCUGGGAGCACUGUGUGCUGGGAGCACUGCGGGCAGGCAGGGAGCCAGGCUGCCUUAUACGGUCAGGGGACUGCUGGGCCUGGCUUGGAAACAGCCACAGGGCGGGGCUUGCAGUUCCUGGCUAGCCCUGGUGUGAGCGCUAGCUGCUCCUGUCCUGGGGAGGGAGCCUUCCACCCACAUCACUGCCAAGCUCUGGCUAUGCUGUUUGUUGCCAACAUGAAGUCUACACUGCUGUGGGCUCUUCUGGGUGCUGAGGUUGGGGUGGUGCAGUUGGGGUGGCAGUGUCUGCCCCUGCCCCUGUGGGCCCCUGCAGGAGGGUGGCAGAGAAGGCUCAGCCACUAGCCCAGGACUGGCCCAAGUGUUCACCACUGGGUGUCCUGGGGAUUGGCCAGAAGCCAAGGGGAGCUGAGCUACAGACCCGCCCUGUCCUUCCUGUGCUGGGGAGGUGACCCUGCUGCCUGACCUGUAGGCUGACCUCAUCGCCUUGGGUGCUGCACAGGCCAUUUGUGGGUGACCCUGUACCCAGGCCUUGGGAGUCGCCUCAUGACCCAGGGAUGGGGCAGCCCCUUCCCACCCCCAGGAAGUGCAUCCUGCAGCCCUGCCCACCAGAGCCCCCCCCUUGUGUCAGGAAGACCCCGUAGCACUGCAGUGCCUGGGUGGGUAUGUGUCCCCAGCCAGCGUCACCCCAGACUUGCUUCUUAUGGGAUCCCUGGGGCCAAGGAGCAGGACCCCCAUAGAGACAGUGGUGUUGGCCAGGGUUCAGUGCCUCCCACAGACAUACCUUUGUCACUGUUGAAGGCUGAGCCCAUCCCAAGGUGGGGACAUGGAAGCCAGGACCCAGGGCUGGGCGCUGGUAGUCACUCUGCUGCACAGCCCGGUACCCAGUGUCCUGGUGUAUGGUCAGCGCCCAGGUCAGGCCGUGAGGCAGCCUUGGGAGCCUGCGUGACCCUGUUGGGACUGGAGCCUCAGGUGCCGUGUCCCCAUGUCAUGUGGGGCUGGCUGGAGUGUGCCAGACAGAACAAUAAACAUGCUGCUGCCUCACCGAA
Messenger RNA from Heterocephalus glaber (naked mole-rat), 2192 nucleotides. RefSeq names its product tRNA methyltransferase 61A (gene Trmt61a). Gene Ontology annotation, cellular component: tRNA (m1A) methyltransferase complex; nucleus. Gene Ontology annotation, molecular function: tRNA (adenine(58)-N1)-methyltransferase activity. Gene Ontology annotation, biological process: tRNA methylation. The record is from RefSeq and is a predicted model, not a curated record. Lineage: Eukaryota; Metazoa; Chordata; Mammalia; Rodentia; Bathyergidae.